AUGGUUGAUGUUGAUCCUGACUUCUUCUCUUCCAUUGAUCUUGAGCUCGAUCAAGUAACCCAAUACUUUCAAUUUGAUCCUCCGGUUACCGUUACUUCUUCGAUAGAAACCCCCAUUCUUCAAAACUUCCACUCGGUUGAAUCCAAAUUGCAACAUGGCAUUGGUGGCGGAGUUGGUGGGUUAGGUGGUGCUGGUGGUGGUGUUGGAGGUUUGGGUGGUGCUGGUGGCGGUGUUGGAGGUUUGGGUGGGACUGGAGGAGCGGAAGGCUUAGGCGGCGGUCCUGGAGGCUUGAGUGGUGGCACUGGUAUCGGAAGUUUGGGUGGGCCUGGAGGAAUUGGAAGUUUGGGUGAGCCAGGAGGAGCUGGAGGCCAAGAUGGGGCCGGUGGUCCCGGAGGCUUAGGUGGUGGAAGUGGUGGCUUGGGUGGUGGUUCUAGUAGUACGACUGGAGGAGAUGGAGGACAAGGAGGUGGUAGUGGUGGUUUGGGCGGUGGUGCUAGUAGUCCUUAA
Vicia villosa (hairy vetch) is the source of this 507-nucleotide messenger RNA. RefSeq names its product glycine-rich protein 23-like. NCBI's taxonomy places the organism in Eukaryota, Viridiplantae, Streptophyta, Magnoliopsida, Fabales, Fabaceae. The record is from RefSeq and is a predicted model, not a curated record. Bases 1 to 507 code for a protein of 168 amino acids. The transcript is spliced from 2 exons.